AUGUCAAGAAGGCCCACCACUACCACUCGAGGUGGUAUAUCACGGACAGCUUCGUCCGCAUCAACCUCUAUGCCACCUCCUUCUAGAAUCCCGAAUCGACCCCCAUCAGCCAUAACCCAAUCAACGAAUGUCAACGAUGGAUCAGAAAGUAGAUCAAACAGUCCAUCAAGGAGGAGUAGGAAACUCAGUGCACAGAGUGUCAAGGGCAAAGAAGUGGCGAACGGGAAUGCAAAUGGAGAGAUCAAUAUACAGGUGGUAGUGAGAUGUCGUGGCCGAUCACAACAGGAAGUAUCAGCAGCCUCGCCCGUCAUAACCACCACAACAGGACCGAUGUCUAAAGCCAUAACCAUCGAGACAACCCCCCUGACCUCUUCUUCCCUUGCAUCAUUCACCACCGCCUCCUCUUAUGCUGGAUCACAUCAGCCGCAGGCCAAGACAUAUCCAUUCGAUAAGGUUUUUGGACCAGAAGCAGAUCAGACGAUGAUCUUCAAUGAAGUCGCUGAUGGGAUGCUGGAUGAAGUUUUGGCAGGAUAUAAUUGUACGAUAUUCGCUUAUGGUCAGACUGGUACUGGUAAAACAUAUACAAUGCAGGGUGAUCUCGAAUUAACCCCUCUGCUCGCCCCAAAAUCAACGGCCGGUAUCGUCCCUAGAGUAUUGCAUCGUCUAUUCUCCGUACUGGAAGCAUCCGAGAACUCCGAAUUCUCUGUCAAAUGCUCUUACGUAGAGUUGUAUAACGAAGAACUACGUGAUCUCUUAGCUUCAGAGUAUAAAGGGGAAUCAUCCGGAAAUGGUGGAUUGAAACUAUAUGAAGAUGGGAAGAAGGGAGUCAAUAUUCAAGGAUUGGAAGAGACUGGUGUACGGAAUCUCAAAGAAGCUCUGAAUAUGUUGGAAAAGGGAGUGAAGAGGAGACAGACAGCCGAGACCAAGAUGAAUACCGAAUCUUCCAGAUCCCAUACGAUAUUCUCCAUUACCGUGCAUGUGAAAGAAAGUUCUACCGCGAGGGGAGGAGAAGAUCUUUUGAGAAUAGGGAAAUUCAAUUUAGUUGAUUUGGCCGGAUCUGAAGCUAUUGGAAGAUCAGGAGCGACAGACAAAAGAGCUAGAGAAGCUGGUAUGAUCAAUCAAUCGCUCCUCACCCUCGGAAGGGUCAUUUCGGCUUUAGUAGAUAAAGGUUCACAUAUACCUUAUAGAGAGUCGAAAUUGACUAGGUUACUUCAAGAUUCUCUAGGAGGGAAAACGAAGACUUGUAUAGUGGCUACUGUUUCACCUACAAGAUCGAAUAUGGAAGAAACUCUAUCAACACUUGAUUAUGCUAUUAGAGCGAAAUCAAUUAGGAAUCGACCAGAGGUAAACGCACAUAUGACCAAGACGGGUUUACUGAAAGAGUAUGUGGGUGAUAUAGAAAGGUUAAAGAACGAGUUAGUGGCUACAAGAGAAAAGAAUGGGAUCUACAUUCCUGAAGAACAGUGGAGGGAAAUGCAGGAAAUACAGACAAGACAGAAAUCGGAUUACGACGAAGCGAAGUUAAAAGCUGGAAUAAUAGAAGUUGAAUUGAAAACCAGGAAAAAGGAAUUCGAUGAGAUCACUUUUAGGUUUUUAGCUACCAGUGAAGAAUUAGAGCAAGUCAAGGAAGCUGAACGGCAAUUGACAGACUUGUUGGAGGAGUCCAAGACAGAUCUGGAUAGAGUGAAGAUUGAAUUGGAAGAGGAAGGUGUGAUUUCGAGAGCUUACCAGAAAGGUGAAGAGAGGUUGGAUAGCGUAGCAUCACAUCUGAAGAAGACAGCGGAGGAAAGUGUGGGUGAUGUUGGUGGCUUAUUCGAUAAACUUGCUCGUAAGGCAAAGGUUCUUGGAUCUAAUGCCGACUCAGCCACCAGAUUCGGAGGUGAACUUGAAGGAUUAUCUCAAGAUCUCCGAGGUGGCUUAGCAGAUUUGCAAGUGGUCCACGAGAGUCUGGGAAAGGAUAUUCAAGAAAAGAUGGAGCUUUUCGCUCUCAGAGGACAGGAGAUGUCUCAAUCUGAUUUGAAAAAUCUCGACAAGUCGUUCUCCGCUUUCAAUGACCUUGCCAAGAAGCUUUCGGCAUCGAAUGAGAAAGGUCAAAAGGAAUCUUCGGAAUCUAGUAAAGCGAUUUUAGCUAUACAUGAAGAAGUACAGAGUGGUGUCAGAGAUUGGGCAAAGGGAGUGAGCGAGAGAAGUAAAGGCAUGGUAGAUGAUCUGUUAGAGCAUCAGCAGGAGCACUUGAAUACGGUCGCUUCGGUAUUGGGAUCCACAGCGGAUCUAGUUGAUGCUGUGCUAUCGACUACACUUUCGCACCUAACAGUCAGCUCUUCAUCAGCUAUCAAAUCGAGAGAUAUGGCGCUUCAAGCUUCCUCAUCAGAGAUAUCAAGGUUGAAAUCUCAGAAUAUUCUUUUGACCCAGCUGCUAGCAGAAGAAAAAGAAAAAUCUGCCAGAUUGAGAACAGAAUUGAUCGGGAACUUGACGAGGAUGAUUGAAGGGUUCACGCAACAGCAGGAUCAAAGUUGGUCAAAUGCUAUUUCAAGAGUAACGAGAGAGAAUCAAGUUGCCUUGACGGACAUGGAAGAGUUUGGAGGUGUUGUGCAGAGUGAUUAUGAGGAGGGUGUGAGGAGGAGGAAAGAGGUUGAAGAGGAUUUGCGGAUGAGCAAGGAGACUGGUAUAAGGCAAAGACAAGCUGGUGAAGAGGCAUUGAAUCGUGUGCGACAAGGUCUACGAACCAAACUCGAGGGAUACGGCGCCGAAACUUCCCAACAAGCUGAAUCGCAUGUUCAAGUGAUAGAUGGAUAUUGUAACAAAUUACAUAAAUCCGCUUCUGACGUUGUCGGUAAAUCACUUGCGAGAGGAAAGAAGAACGCGGACAUAUUGAAUGCUUUGUCGAAUCAUGUCACUCACAGUCAUCAGAGUAGUCGAUCGAGGUUGAGUAGGUUAUCAAGUGAGAUCGAAGAGUUGUCUUCUACUUUGUUAACUUCUUCAUCUACCGCCUCUGCAUCAUUCUCCGCCUCCAACGAAAAAGCUUCAAUCACCUUACAGCGUAUUAUGCAAUCGACAGGUGAUUUCCUCGAAAACGGUAUACAAGAAGAUGUACCUACUGGUAUAACGCCCAAGAAGAAGAAUUGGAAUGUCCCUACCGGUUGGGAAAGGACGGGUAGUAGAGAGGCUGUAUUGGCGAAUUGGAGGAAGAGACAAGGGGAGAAUGAAAAUUAUAAUCAGAACAGUCAGUUAGCCGUUGAAGUGAAUGGGAAUGGAGCUGGAAUGACGGAAGGUGCAGAUGGUGUAGAGAGUCAUGAAGAUAUCGGACGAGAAGAGAACCAAUAUCAGCAAGAUGAUCUAUCUUCAUCUCGUGAAUCGUUGGUACAGCCUGUAUCGUCAUCGAGAUCGACCUCAACAGAAGUAGAAUCGUCACCAGAAUUGGUAACACAGACUAUCUUACCUCCCUCCAAAACCAAUCCUCUCCCUCAACCUCAAUCUCAGAGUUUACGUCAACCUUCCAAAGGUAAAUCACUCUUACCGAGUAAGAAGUCGAUGGUGGGUAUGAAUCUCGAUGAGAGACCGAAUGUGGUUAUUUUGGGUGAACGAGUUGGGGUCAACGUGCCUAGACGAGGAGGGAGGAGGUGA
Messenger RNA from Kwoniella mangroviensis CBS 8507, 3624 nucleotides. RefSeq lists its product as uncharacterized. Lineage: Eukaryota; Fungi; Basidiomycota; Tremellomycetes; Tremellales; Cryptococcaceae. Gene Ontology annotation, biological process: mitotic spindle assembly; spindle elongation; initial mitotic spindle pole body separation. Gene Ontology annotation, cellular component: nucleus; spindle microtubule; mitotic spindle. The transcript has 8 exons. The coding region runs from base 1 to 3624 and encodes 1207 amino acids. The record is from RefSeq and is a predicted model, not a curated record. Gene Ontology annotation, molecular function: microtubule binding; plus-end-directed microtubule motor activity; ATP binding.